AUGGCGGAAAAGUGUGUGCACCAGGGCUGUGGCAAGCUCUUCACAGACGCCACUGAAGAGUGCAAAUACCACCCGGGGCCGCCCAUCUUCCACGAGGGGCAGAAAGGAUGGAAGUGCUGCAAGCCUCGCGUUCUCACAUUUGACGAGUUCAUGACCAUUCCUCCAUGCACAGUCGGCGUGCACUCGACGACGGACAAGCCGCCCGAGGUGGAGGAGAAGCCCAAGGAAGACGACGCCAUGCUGACCAAGAAGAUUGCCGAGCUGACAGCCGGCCCGCGCCGCACGCCCAUCCAGGCCGCCCAAGCCCAGGCCGCGCCGACGCCGCCGCCGCCGCCGCCCGAGUCCGAAGACGAUGACCCGAGCCUCGAGAUCGCCGACGGCGCGACCUGCCGCCGCCGCACGUGCGGGCAGCAGUACAAGAAGGCCGCCACGCGCGACGGCGAGUCGUGCGUGCACCACCCGGGCGUGCCCAUCUUCCACGAAGGCAGCAAGGGCUACAGCUGCUGCAAGCGGCGCGUGCUCGAGUUUGACCAGUUUAUGAAGAUUGAGGGCUGCACGACCAAGGACCGCCACCUGUUCAUCGGCAGCGGCAAGAAGAGCAAGGGCAGCGCAAGCGGCGAGGAGAAGCUGGAGACUGUCAGACACGACUUUUAUCAAACCCCAGCGAGCGUGAUUGCGUCCUUUUUCCUCAAAAAGAUCAACAAAGAGACGGCCAAGGUCGAGUUCAAGGACAAGGCGCUCUCGCUGGACCUCGUCACCACCGACGCGCCGCCCAAGCGCUACACGGCCGAGGUGCCGCUCUACGGCGCCAUUGACACUCAAAAGUCGACGCACAAAAUCCUGGGCACCAAGCUCGAGGUGAAUCUCGUCAAGGCGGACGGCGCAUCGUGGCCGGUGCUCCGCGGCGACGAGGCUUUGACGGGCCAGAUUUUGCAGAUUGGCAGAGCUGGCCGAGCGUAA
Molecule: messenger RNA, 960 nt
Organism: Akanthomyces muscarius
Lineage: Eukaryota; Fungi; Ascomycota; Sordariomycetes; Hypocreales; Cordycipitaceae
Exons: 3
Coding region: 1-960 (319 amino acids)
Source: RefSeq, a predicted model, not a curated record